GCCCGCGCGGGCGCCAGUCGCUGACAGCCGCGGAGCUGCGAGCUGCGCCGUCCCGCAGAGGCAGGGUUCCUGGAUAUAUUGGAAAACUGAACAAUUUCAGCAAAGCUGAAGCAUUCUCUUCCUGGAGGCACAAAUCCAGCUUAGCAGAACCACGACAGAUAUAAGUCACCAUGGUGAAAAGCCACAUAGGCUACUGGAUGCUGGUUCUCUUUGUGGCCACAUGGAGUGACGUAGGCCUCUGCAAGAAGCGCCCGAAGCCUGGAGGAGGAUGGAACACUGGGGGGAGCCGAUACCCGGGGCAGGGCAGUUCUGGAGGUAACCGCUACCCACCCCAGGGUGGUGGCGGCUGGGGUCAGCCCCACGGCGGUGGAGGCUGGGGUCAGCCCCACGGCGGUGGAGGCUGGGGACAGCCCCAUGGUGGUGGCGGCUGGGGUCAGCCCCACGGCGGUGGAGGCUGGGGACAGCCCCACGGUGGAGGCUGGGGUCAAGGUGGUGGCACCCACAAUCAGUGGAACAAGCCAAGUAAGCCAAAAACCAACAUGAAGCAUGUGGCAGGAGCUGCCGCCGCUGGGGCAGUCGUUGGGGGCCUCGGCGGCUACAUGCUGGGGAGUGCCAUGAGCAGGCCCCUCAUGCACUUUGGCAAUGAGUAUGAGGACCGUUACUAUCGUGAGAACAUGAACCGCUACCCCAACCAAGUGUACUACAAGCCGGUUGAUCAGUACAACAACCAGAACAACUUCGUGCACGACUGCGUCAACAUCACAGUCAAGCAGCACACAGUGACCACCACCACCAAGGGCGAGAACUUCACCGAGACAGACAUCAAGAUAAUGGAGCGCGUGGUGGAGCAGAUGUGCAUCACCCAGUACCAGAAAGAGUACCAGGCCUCUUACCAGAGAGGGGCCAGCAUGAUCCUCUUCUCCUCCCCGCCUGUGAUCCUCCUCAUCUCUUUGCUCAUCUUCCUGAUAGUGGGAUGAGGACAGCUUCCUGCUUUCACCGUCUUCAUCUUUUAUCAGGUUGGGGAUGGGUACCUACCUGCAGCCCUUUUAGUGGUGGUGUCUCCUUGCUUCUCUCUUCGUCACCCAUAGGCUAAUACCCUGGCACCAAUGGGCACUGGGAAAUGUAGAGUAGACCAGGAUGCUAGCCAUGCAAGCCCCGUUCCACUGGGUCCUUCUGGGCCAGUGCUGAUGCCAGGCUGAUAAGAGUGUAACAGCAAAUGACCACUGGCUGAUCUGGGCUUAUUUUUUGUCUUGUGCAAUGGGUUGAGGCUCAAACAAUACUCAAAAUAGUCUUUAAACACUUGCCUAAAAACCUCCAACUUCUUCCCCAGCUCGAGCUCAGUACAGUAAUUCCCCAUCUUAGCAGUGAUUUCGUAGCAAUUUAAAGACAUUUUCUCAUCUGUUUUUGAAAACCUGACUGCAUUUCCCUGCUCAAGCAGCAUUUCUGCCAAAUUUGGAAGGAGGCCACAUGAUACUCAUUCAGAAGCAAAACUAGAGAGCCUUGGCUCUUGGGCACAGGCUCAGCCCAAGCCACAGCCUGUGCCUGUGUCUACAGAGACUGUGACGGUGUUUGCAUUUUACGCUAUGGGCUAUACAGUAACAGCCACUGCACCAAGAGUGACCAUUCACACAAUACUAGACCCCUGGGCAGAGGAUAUUUUCACAGGGGAUGAACACAGCCAACAUGAAAGGCUUCUAGGACUGGAAAACCUCACAUUUAGGAGCAGUGUCCUUGGAGGCAAGCUCCUCCUGUGCCGGAUGUUUAAAGUUCCCACACGUGGCAUUCCUUUCUUUAAUAACAUAAACUGUAGAUUAAGACAGUAAAAAAAAAAAAAAAAAUUACCUUCUGAACGUUGAGAGCAAAUCUCCUUUGUUUACUCAGAAACUAGAAUGAAUGUGACAUGGUCUGGUUGAAGCCAGGAGAUUUUAACAUGGAAGCAGCAGCAGCUGUAAAUACACCAUUAUCAGAGAGGAUUAUGUGAUAAUGAAAAUGAUUAGCGCGCUAAGAAAAGGCAUGCAUUUCUUCAUUACUGUCUCAUAAUUAUCAAAGAACAGAACUAGGUCGAGUCUUCAGUUGCUGUAUUUGGCUUUUGAAUCAGAAAAUAGGAAGGCAAUCAAAAAAAGUCUUAGGUUGGAGAUGACAGAAAUUUGAUCCAUUCAGAGUAGAAAAAGAAAUUCUGUUGCCGUUGUUUAAAUAAGGUAAAAUUAUUCCCUGGGUCGUUCAAUAUUGUCACGUAGCAGAUAUAGAUUACUAUCCUGCAAUGUUACUGGCUUGCACUGUGCAGGUAUUCUAUGUAAAAUAUAUAUAUAUAUGUUGCAUAUGACAAACUUAGAAGUUUUGGUUAGAGAAGUAUCUAAUGCAUCACUGGUUUUUGUAAGGUACUAAAUGCUUAAUAUGUGGGAAGCUCGUGUGUGGUCCUUAGGCUUACAAUGUGCACCAAAUAGUUUUGUAUAAGGAUCCAAAGUGGUCUUUGAAAUAUGCAUGUACUUUAUAUUUUCUAUAUUUGUAACUUUGCAUGUACCUGUUGUAUAAAAAAUUUACAAAUGUUUAAUAUCUGACUAAAAUUAAACGGGAGCUAAGAUGAGCACGUUCUUGGAGUUUGUGAUUGUGUUCUUUAGUUCCCGCCCUGUGUUGGCUGGUUCAUCUGAGCAAAGUGACACUUUCAGAUGUCACACCACCUGUGAAUGCCAGUAUGUCACAUGCCACUCCUGGUCCUGCCCUCUGCCUUUCAGCCACUUGCCAGCUGAUCUUUGCUGCCUUUUCACACUGUUCACAGUAUCUCAGUGGGCCUGGCCCACACUGACUGGCAAAGGUACCUGCCUGCAGAGGAAGAUAGGCUUGCCCUCUGGAAGCUGUUUUCUGUCCUGGACUUGCAAGCUCUGUGAGCUCCUGUGACCAUUUGCUCCUUUUGGUUUGAAAUUCAACCCUGUAAGUCCAGUAGGCCACUUUGAUUUGUCAAGGCCUCCCAACUUAUUCUGCACUAAUUUCCUGCCUUCCCAAAUGUGGCACAGCCCAGAUGCCCUGGGUUUUCCUUGGCAGAGCUUUUCUUCUGCAGCUGUAACUUCUACCAACUAGGAGAAAUCACAAGAAGUGACUAGUGAUUGAAAUCAUCAUGUUUACUAAUACCUGAGCAAACGCCAAUGAUCUGCAGUGAUCAGAGGAUGAACUUUGAAAGUAGGAUGGCACUUACUCAUGCCUUGCUCCCUCUUGUUUGGCUAAGUACUGAGUUAUUUUGUAAUUGUGAAAAAGACUGGAAAGAUAAAAACCACCUAGAAACUCCACCAGAGAGACAAAUGAUCUCUCCCUAGUGAAAAGCAUUGCUCAUUUAUAAACAAACGUCAAAGUUAAUUUAACGUCAAAAUUUCUACAGCUAUAUUCAUGCUGCCUUUUUGCCCAUUU
This is a messenger RNA of Talpa occidentalis (Iberian mole), 3399 nucleotides long. It is a transcript of the gene PRNP, whose product is annotated as prion protein. Gene Ontology annotation, biological process: protein homooligomerization. The record is from RefSeq and is a predicted model, not a curated record. The coding region runs from base 171 to 977 and encodes 268 amino acids. Gene Ontology annotation, cellular component: membrane. NCBI's taxonomy places the organism in Eukaryota, Metazoa, Chordata, Mammalia, Eulipotyphla, Talpidae. The transcript is spliced from 3 exons.